Molecule: messenger RNA, 502 nt
Organism: Acanthoscelides obtectus
Lineage: Eukaryota; Metazoa; Arthropoda; Insecta; Coleoptera; Chrysomelidae
Source: the annotation of a GenBank genome assembly
AUACGAUGCCUGGCAAAAAGAAGAAUCCGGUGCUACCAAAACUGCCAAAUCUAAGGAUAAGCCUCCACCACCUACAUACAAACCUCAUGCCAUGCAAACGCUGAGAAAUAGAAAAUCGUCAAAAUAUCAGUACGAAGGGAAAUCACGCAGAAAACGUAUUGCUGAAGAUGGUACGAAGAGUUUGGAACUGCUGAGAGGAGUCUGCACAAUCACAAAGCCUAACAGAACAGUGAUUGACUCGAACACUUUGAGACUGCAUUCAAACAGCACAGUGGUAUUACUGAUUACAUUUUCAAUUGCCGUCACCACAAGGCAAGGUAUUCCGGAGGAUAUAUUGAACUCAUAUUGCUGGAUACAUUCGACAUAUAUAAUAAUUGAGUCCGUGAAAGAGGCGAAACAGUGGGGUCAUUACCCGGGAGUUCACUACACGGGGAAAAGUUCAGUCAGACUCACCAAGUACUACCAGUGGGUCGCAUUCUUCCUGUUGUUCCAGAAAUUCUAA